Messenger RNA from Habropoda laboriosa, 712 nucleotides. RefSeq names its product LDLR chaperone boca (gene boca). Lineage: Eukaryota; Metazoa; Arthropoda; Insecta; Hymenoptera; Apidae. Gene Ontology annotation, biological process: protein folding. The record is from RefSeq and is a predicted model, not a curated record. The coding region runs from base 79 to 693 and encodes 204 amino acids. The transcript is spliced from 5 exons.
AUUUAUAAUCUGUUAAUUUCGUGGUAACCAAAGAACUUUUGGUUUCACAUUGAGGAUUCGAUCUUCACAAUUUUCAACAUGAGAAAAGAGAUUAUUGUUUGUAUUAUAUUUUUAUUGUUGUACGUGGAUGCAUCAAACGAUGUAAAUUCGGGUAAAAAAAAAUCAUGGCGAGAUAAAGAUAUACGAGACAUGACUGAUGCGGAUUUGGAACACUUGUUAGAUCAGUGGGAGGAAAAUGAUGAACCAUUGGAACCAGAUGAAUUACCAGAACAUCUUAGGCCUAGUCCACAAAUUGAUAUGUCAAAGCUUGACAUGUCAAAUCCUGACAAUAUACUGAAAAUGACAAAGAAAGGCAAAGGUGUAAUGAUGUUUGUGGAUACUAACGAAGAUAUUUCAGCUAAAGAUGCUGAGGUAAUAAUGCAGAUUUGGCAAAGCAGCCUCCAAAAUAACCAUAUUAUUGCUGAAAGGUAUCCAAUUGAUGAAAAAAGGUCUGUGUUCCUUUUUCGUGAAGGCUCACAGGCUGUAGAUGCAAAAAAUUAUUUACUACAACAGCCAGAAUUGUCUCAUGUUACUCUUGAAGGACAAACCUACUUUAGGGAUCCAAAGAAGCAGAAUAUAAACAUGGCAAAAAUGAAACAGAUGGUAAAUCAGAAUACUGUGCAUGAGAAGAAAGAAGGGAAAGUGGAAUUGUGAUUAUUUAUAAUACAAAUUU